AAUGCAAAGGUAUGAUGUUAUUUGUCACCAUGCCCAAAAAAGUCCUUACUUGAUAACUUUGCCAGAAGAGGGAGAGAGAGAGAAGGCAAAUGUUCUCCCAGCUGUUUCCUGUCUACAGUGUCUGUGUUUUGUAGAUAAAUGUGAGGAUUUUCUCUAAAUCCCUCUUCUGUUUGCUAAAUCUCACUGUCACUGCUAAAUUCAGAGCAGCUAGAGCCUGCGCAAUGGAAUAAAGUCCUCAAAAUUGAAAUGUGACAUAGCUCUCGACAUAUUCCCCCAUCUCUCUGGAUUCCUCUUCUCCCAUUAUUACUGCUCACCAAUUCAUUUUCAGACUUUGCACUUCAGGAGCAAUGGACAAAUUCAACAGUCUUUCAACACAAUUCUCUAAGUGCUGCCUUUGUGAUUUCUUGAAGGUGAAGAUGCAUACUGUGUCCUCCAUCCAUCUCUUCUACCUGGCCUUGUGUUUGCUCACCUUGACCAGCUCAGCCACAGCGGGGCCGGAGACUCUCUGCGGAGCUGAGCUGGUGGAUGCCCUUCAGUUUGUUUGCGGAGAAAGAGGUUUCUACUUCAGCAAGCCCACUGGGUAUGGCUCUAGCAGUCGGCGUUUACACCACACAGGCAUCGUGGAUGAGUGCUGCUUCCGGAGCUGUGAUCUGAGGCGGUUAGAGAUGUACUGUGCGCCAAUUAAGCCAGCCAAGUCAGCUCGCUCGGUGCGUGCCCAACGCCACACCGAUAUGCCCAAAGCCCAAAAGUAUCAGCCCCCAUCCACCAACAAGAGAACGAAGGCUGAGAGGAGGAGGAAAGGUGGGCCAGAGAAACACCCAGCAGGGGAGCAGAAUAAGGGAAGAGAAGAGAGACAGCAGAGCAGAGGAAAGAAGAAAAAGCAGAGGAGGGAGACUGGAGAUAGAAAUACUGAACGCAGAGGAAAAAACAGGAAAAUGGAGAGAAGGAAUAAACAGACAGAGGCAAGGACUAUGAGAAAGAAACAAAAAUCAGGAAACAUUAUAGAAAAAAGAAGAAAAGUAUUGUGGCAAUAGAUGGCACAGAUAAUGAAAUGAGAAAAAAAGGAAACCUUGGGUAGGACAAGACAUGGAAAAAACCAAGUAUCUGGAGAGAAGGGGAUUAUGUCAGAGCAAAUCCAAAGGCAGAUACGAGAAGGAAAAAAUACUAAAAAUAGAAAAACUAGGCAGGUGAAACACAGCCAUAAUAAUAAGAAUGAAAUAAUAUAAUAUAAUAAUAUUAUAUAAUAAUAUAAUAAGAAUAAGAAUGAAAGAAACUAAAAGGAAGGUGUUUGGGGUGGGGGGGAGUUUAAAGUCUUUUUUUAGGAACACUUUCAAAGUUUUACAUGGGAAGCAAGGUUACUUCCAUUGUUGCAUAUGCACUCAAAGGCUGAGUUAAAAAUUAGCAAGCAUUUGAACAGAACUGUCUAUGAACACUCACAGGUACCUUUCCCCACAUGGUUCAUUUCCCAAUCCUCUUCAGGGUCAAACUCCCCCAGAGGUCAAUGGGAACAUUUUAGAGAAUUACGGGAUCUCAGGAUUGGAAAAGUUUCAAGAGAUCAUCUUGUCCAACCCCUUGUCUGAGGCAUAACUUGAUCCAAUGACCAAUGAGGUAGCCUGCCUCUUUUUUACUUUAAACUGGGGUACAGAAGGGUGAAAUUAGGGGAGAAGCAGUGUCCUGGGACCUCCUGAUCUCAUAUCCUUGAAUUACACAGCACAUACAUACUUGUAUAUGCACACAUAUACACAUACAUACAUGCAUGCAUGUAUACACACACACAAGAAACAGAUAUUCCAGGUCUUAGAUCCUGGAAGAUUUUACUCCACAAAAGAGAGUUUAAAGUUGUUUCUGCUCUGGAGAGUAUGGCCAAAACCCCUAGCAAUUAGAAGUUUAUGUUAAGUCUUAAUUAAAAGUUCAGAAGUGAAAUUGAGCGGCAUCAUGGCAUAGUACAUAGAAAGCUGACUUGGAAUUAGGAAGAUGUGAGUUCAAAUUCUGCCUUUGACACAUACUGUCUGAGUAACCCUGGAUGAGUCACAUAACUUCUCAGUGCUCUAGUCAACACUCUAAGACCAUAGCUUGCAGAGGAAGUGAUAACCUGCAUUGAUAGAGGGAAUUUCCUCACUCCGGAGUUCCCAAUACUAAUGAAAUCUCAGGUCUAGCCCCUACUCCUCUCCCUAGCCUCCAAAAUACCAAGACAACAGUGUUUCAGGGAAGUAGUAUGGAAAAGUGGGAAGAGAAUUUCAAGUAAAAAGACUGAGUUCAAAUCUUAAUUCUGCCACUAUCUCUAUGACCUUGGGCAAGCUACUUCAAGAAAAAGCCAAGAGUACUUCUUCUUCUGUGACCUUCUGCUUUGGAAACCCCCUUACCAAGUCCCUGUGGUUCAUUGAAGACCCAGAAUUCCUUGAAUGGGGACACAGAGAUGUCCAGGCAUGACCAAGGAAAGGAAGUGAAUGAAAGAAUUGGGUGAAAUCAAUCAAUCUCCGCAGCUGCCAUUAGAACAGCCUUUUGGCCUCUCAAAGCAGAAUCAAGGGAUGACCUUAUAAUCAGAAGAAACUCAAGUUCCCUCUUCAUUUGCCCAGGCAAUUACAAAGUACAGUCCUUACACUCAGUUCUAAUCAUUUUAAUACCACAGGAUGGAGCUGUUGCCUCGACGUGUUCCUGCAAUUAAGAAUGCCAUUAAGGAUCUCCCUUGGAUAGAUCCAAAGAGUCCCUAAAAUGUCGGGCUUCUGCCCUCCAUUCUCUUCCCUGGCUCUUGAUAUAGUGCCAAAGUCAACUCAAAGCUUGGACUUCGAUGGUGAAGGCAUUGGGUGAAUGGCAACAAGGCAAUCCUCUUAGCCAUCACCUGAAACUUGGGUGAAAAGAACACUGGAUUUGGAUUCAGGAUAUAGGUUGGAACCCAUACUCUGCUACUUCCUAGCUACAUGACCUUCAAGUUACUGCCCAUUUCUGAGUGUCAGUUUGAUCACCUGUAAAAUAAAGAGAUUGGGAUAGAUGACUUUGAGGACCCUUCCAGCUCCAAGUCCAUGAUCCUAAAUCAUUUCACCUCUCUCUCUGUCUCCUUAUCUAUAUGAUGAGAGGGUUGGUCCCUUCCAACUUUAAAGCUAGGAUUCUAUGUCCUUGUAAACUUUCAAGGAGGCACUCUGGUACAAUGCUUUGGAGUCAAAGGACUUGGGUUCCAAUCCUGUCUUUGACACUUCUUGUGUGACUUUGGGCAAGUCACUUGACUCCCCUUGGCCUGCAUUUCUUCAUCUGUAAAAAGAAGAGAUAAGCCUCCAUAUUGACUUCCAGCUCUAGAUUUUCGAUCAUCUCCUCCCUAACACAAACUUCCAUUCAAUAGGAAUGUAACAAUAGCCUGUUCCCCACCCUUAAGGUAGCAUGGUACAGUGCGGAGAGUGUUGGCUUUAGAGUCAGAAGACCUGGGUUCAAAUCCUGGCUCUGCCAUGGACUACUUUUGUGACCUUGGGCAAGUCACUUAACUUCUCUUGGUCUCACUUUC
Messenger RNA from Dromiciops gliroides (monito del monte), 3493 nucleotides. It is a transcript of the gene IGF1, whose product is annotated as insulin like growth factor 1. Lineage: Eukaryota; Metazoa; Chordata; Mammalia; Microbiotheria; Microbiotheriidae. The transcript has 4 exons. Gene Ontology annotation, cellular component: extracellular region. Gene Ontology annotation, molecular function: hormone activity; growth factor activity. The record is from RefSeq and is a predicted model, not a curated record. Bases 348 to 1034 code for a protein of 228 amino acids.